AUGUUCAAUUAUGUCAGAUGGUUGGACAUAUGGAAAGAGAGGCGUCUUAUCAAUUUUUUGGUGAAUAGUCCUGUUGGCACUUGGUUUAUGAAAUCAAUUGAUGCUUCUGAUACAAUAAAAAUCGGGGAAUUGAUGUUCAAAUAUCUUGAUGAGGUGGUUAAAGAAAUUGGAGAGGAGAAUGUUGUGCAAGUCAUCACUGAUAAUGCCUCUAAUUAUGUGAAUGCUGGAAUGAGGCUUAUGGAAAAAAUGAGAAAGUUGUGGUGGACUCCUUGUGCUGCUCAUUGUAUUGAUUUGACGUUGAAGGAUAUUGGAAAGCUAAAUGUUCAUGCUACUACACUAUCUCGAGCUAGGCAAGUAGUGAAGUUCAUAUAUGGGCAUACUUGGGUUUUUAGCUUGAUGAGAACAUUUACAAAAAAUCAUGAUCUUCUUCAUCCAGCAAUUACACGAUUUGCCACUGCAUUUCUUACUCUCCAAAGUCUUUAUAAGCAAAAGCAAUCUCUUAUAGCAAUGUUCUCCUCAGAAAAAUGGUAUUCAAGCACAUGGGCUAAAAAGGUAGAAGGUGUGAAAACUCGAAGUACAAUGUUGUUUGAUCAAAAUUUUUGGCUUCAUGUUGCUUUUUGCAUAAAGACCACUAUUCCAUUAGUUAGUGUCUUGAGAGAGGUUGAUUCAGAGGAAAGACCAACCAUAGGUUAUAUUUAUGAGUUGAUGGAUUCAACUAAGGAGAAGAUUGCAUUUAAUUGUCGGGGUGUGGAGAGAAAAUAUGGCCCAAUUUGGAGAAAAAUUGAUGCAAGAUGGACUCCGCAACUUCAUCGACCUUUACAUGCAGCGGGUUAUUAUCUUAAUCCUCAAUUGCAGUAUGGAGAUAAGUUCUCUAAUGCUAAUGAGGUGAGGAAGUGA
Molecule: messenger RNA, 897 nt
Organism: Vitis riparia (riverbank grape)
Lineage: Eukaryota; Viridiplantae; Streptophyta; Magnoliopsida; Vitales; Vitaceae
Exons: 1
Coding region: 1-897 (298 amino acids)
Source: RefSeq, a predicted model, not a curated record